AUUUCGUUCGAAGUUCGAAUGAUGUCGUAUUUACUUAUUUAUCUCUAAUAUAUUAAGUGUAUAAUCUAUGCUUAUUUACGCACGGGGGCUAUUUGUGUAUUUACGUUUAUACGUUAUCAACGUUUAUUACAAUGAGUAGUUCAUAAUAAAUAGAAAAUUAAAUAUGUAUUUACUAGAUUCCAAAUAAUUCUUAAUGUAAACUAAUUUAGAAAAGAGUUUAAAAACAAGAAAACAACAGUGCUCCUUUAAUAGUGUUAUUAUUUAUAUAGUGUUCUUUGUUCUUGAUUACAAUGAAUCUUGUUAAAGCUUUAUUGUUUAAUGUAUUAAGUUUAAGUAUAGGAUUUGCGUAUAAGCCUGUGGUUUUAAUGCAUGGAAUUAUGACUGGGAGUGGUAGUAUGGAAAUAAUAAAGCAUAGAAUAGAAGAGAAACAUCCCGGAACAGUUGUGUACAAUGUGAACAGGUUCGAGAGCUGGUCCAGCUUGGAAAGUAUGUGGCACCAAGUUUUGGAAAUUGGUUUGGACGUGGCUAACAUAUCUGCGUCACAUCCUGAAGGAAUCAAUUUAAUAGGAUAUUCUCAAGGAGGUCUGGUAGCAAGAGGGAUCGUCGAGACAUUCUCUAAUGUAUCUGUUAGUACAUUCAUAUCACUUAGUUCACCACAAGCUGGUCAAUAUGGAGCUGGUUUCCUGCACUUGGUGUUUCCGGGCUUGGUCAAAGAAACUGUCUAUGAGUUGUUCUACUCGAAAGUUGGUCAGCACACAUCCGUUGGCAAUUACUGGAACGACCCAUACCAUCAGCCGCUGUACGAGACCUACUGCAUGUUUUUGCCUUACCUAAAUAAUCAUAAACAGUCGAAGAAGUCUGAAGAAUUCAAAGCCAACAUGCUGAGACUGAAGCGGCUGGUGCUGAUCGGGGGACCGGACGACGACGUCAUCACACCCUGGCAGAGCAGUCAAUUCGGCUACUACAACGCCAACGAAACGGUCAUCGAGCUUCGCAAUCAGGAAAUCUACAAGGACGACAAAAUAGGACUGAAGAGUCUAGACGAGUCGGGCAGGCUACACGUCCUCAGCGUUCCAGGAUGGAAGAAUAUGUCAAAAAUGUUUGCUGUGCUGCAGAUUGCACUAACACAACUUUCUCAAUUAAAAAUUAAUAUUAAUAUGACGUGACUUAAAAGGCAGGAAAAACACGUGACGUCACUAAUAAGAAAAUAUCCUGUAAAAAAUAAUUUUAUUCUAAUUGUGCAAUGCGUUUAUAAGUGAAAAAUAAAUGUUUUUUUUAUACGACA
This is a messenger RNA of Bombyx mori (domestic silkworm), 1285 nucleotides long. RefSeq names its product lysosomal thioesterase PPT2 homolog (gene Ppt2). NCBI's taxonomy places the organism in Eukaryota, Metazoa, Arthropoda, Insecta, Lepidoptera, Bombycidae. Gene Ontology annotation, molecular function: thiolester hydrolase activity. The transcript is spliced from 7 exons. Gene Ontology annotation, cellular component: lysosome. The coding region runs from base 291 to 1166 and encodes 291 amino acids. The record is from RefSeq and is a predicted model, not a curated record.